GCGCCUGCUCCAACACAUGUCAAAACUCGCGUCGCGAGAUGUUUGAGCACCGCAGAUAGCAAGGUGCAACGCUACGUCCGUGCAGCCCUCUAGUGGCCGCGAAGGUGCGCGUACAUCACGUACUCCCAGUAGCUCGUUCUGGCUGUGAUUCUGGCUGCAUCACGGCGCUAUCCCACGCUAUCAUGCUGUUCCAGUGCACACGCAGUCUCGGUGCAGCGGCCUUACGAAAGUACGCAUCCAGCAGUCUGGAUUUUGUUGUAAAGAAAUACGUGAGAACUGGAGAUCCGCGCGCGCCGUCGUCUUCGAAGAUAUUAUCGAUGUUGGCGUAUCACGCCGCUGCGGAUCAGACCCUGGAAGCGAUACUAGACGCCGUGGACGAUCUUGAACAGGAGCGUGAUGACGUCGAGUGCGAGCUUGCUUCGGGAGUUCUAAGUAUUAAAUGUUUGGACGGUUCGUGGGUCAUCAACAAGCAGGCUCCCAACAAGCAGAUAUGGUUGUCAUCGCCCAUGAGUGGCCCCUGCAGGUACGAAUGCGGAGAGGAUGGCAUCUGGAGACAUACGCGCGAUGCCUCGAAACUUUCCGAUCUUCUCCACGCCGAGCUGCAGCUACACAUUCAUGGUAUCUAGGGUCCCGAUGCUCCCGGUGGUAUCCCGUGGGUCAUCUAUAGUACGCAGCUUCUGGUCACGUGCGUUAACAAUGGAAGGAACGCAAGAUGCGUCCGACCAGCGAUUCCCACUGACGGCACAGCUUCGAGUGCUUCUAGCCCCAGCAUGGCGCAACGCUCGGCCGUGUGCGCUAAUGAGGCCAUAUCAUGUCAUCAGCCACGGCGCUGGGCCAUCGAUUAGUAACGCCUUGACGGGAGCCAUUCGCGCAGAGCGGAGUCCUCAAACUCCUCGCACCACACGCUCAGAAGAGCCCGUUUCCCCCCCGUGGAACGCGCGUUAGCGAGAUAGUACUAGUCCUUACACACCUAACUGUCGGUUCGCUGC
Molecule: messenger RNA, 989 nt
Organism: Aureococcus anophagefferens
Lineage: Eukaryota; Pelagophyceae; Pelagomonadales; Pelagomonadaceae
Exons: 3
Coding region: 183-626 (147 amino acids)
Biological process (GO): iron incorporation into metallo-sulfur cluster; intracellular iron ion homeostasis
Cellular component (GO): mitochondrion
Molecular function (GO): ferric iron binding; 2 iron, 2 sulfur cluster binding; ferrous iron binding
Source: RefSeq, a predicted model, not a curated record